Messenger RNA from Lutzomyia longipalpis, 1227 nucleotides. RefSeq lists its product as uncharacterized. The record is from RefSeq and is a predicted model, not a curated record. The coding region runs from base 121 to 1134 and encodes 337 amino acids. Gene Ontology annotation, molecular function: zinc ion binding. Lineage: Eukaryota; Metazoa; Arthropoda; Insecta; Diptera; Psychodidae. Gene Ontology annotation, cellular component: nucleus. The transcript is spliced from 2 exons.
GUUGUCAGUGCGAAGAAGAAUUUUGAAACGAGGGAAACGAGGCUGGCUUUGACCUAAAAAAAACAAUUUUCCCGUGAAAAUCGAUAAAAUCCUCAACUUUUGGAGGCACACGGAGGAAGAAUGCAGUGCCGGCUGUGCUUGGUGAACAUCAAGGAUGCCAAGGAUUGCAUCAGUUGUGCAGGAGUACCCGAAAUGGCUGAAAUCGUCAAGACAACACUCGAUAUUUCUAUGGAUGAAAAUGCGAAUUUCCCACAGACGAUUUGUGUUAAAUGCUACCAAAUAACUGUGGAGUACUUUGCCUUCCGGAUGAGAUGCGUUGAGAAUCAGCGGGCGCUGAGAAUUCGCCAGGGACGUAAGAGGAAGGCUGACGAUGGGAGUGAGGUGGAGCUGAGGGAGAAUGCUGAGGGUUCUCCGAGAAUGUGGAAAUCCCCAAAAGCCCCCAAAAAUUCCCGAAGUCUCCGGAGGAAGAUUACGGAGCACAAGCUGAAGCCAAGUCGUGUUGUCUUGCACCGUCUCACGGAUGAUGAUAUUGCAAAGAUCAAGAUGCGUUUGAGGCGAAAUAGGUACACAGUGAGGGCAGGAAAUGAACCCACAGGAAGUGUUGUGAAUCCCCUCGAUGAUCACAAUUACUUUGGGAAGCCACCAGAGGAUUCGGUGGAGGAGAAGGACGCCCCGACGAUGGGUCCCACUGUGCGUACAUACUGUCGUGCCAGUUCAUCAUCCACAAAUACCUCCAAAGAGACUGCAACACCACAACUCCUCACAUUACCCAUUGAUCGAGAGGCUCCAGCACCGGAAGUUCCUCGCCUCAAAGUACUCUCGAGCGAUGAAAUCAACUCCCGGGCGGCGGAAAAGCCAAAAGGAACAGCCAAGGAGAGCAAUCUCACGUGUAUGCUUCGCCUGGAGAGUGGACGCCUGGAGAUUAUGUUGGCGGAUGAGGAGCAAAAUGUGAUUGAUUUUUGGAGUAUUACGGAGCAGCAACGCCUAAACAUCCUCAGUACAUUCAAGCCUGAGCGUGUCCAUCAGAAUCUGGCAAAAGCCUUCGCCAAAAUGCCCAUAACACAGAGCACGGAGAAGAAGCUUCGGCAUCUCUAUGCGGGGAAAAUUCCCUUUAAAGUAAUUGUUCGGGAUUAAGGGCGGAGCACCUCUCAAUGACUGAGUUAUACUCCAAAAUAAGAAGCAAAAUUAUCAGUUAAUUCCUAAAUUAAAACUCGUUUAUUGAUUUAA